UGCAAUCGCAUUCCCUCUAAAGCAAACUUCAUACCCGGCGCUUGCACAUCCCCCGAUCCACCUGGGCUGAGGCGGACCUCGAAUCCACCACGAUGGCGGUCGAUACCAGCUACUUGACCACCCAGGUCAACACCAUCGUCUCCGAACUACAUGGCAUCUUUGAUGACAUUGGUGUUCCAAGUCACGAGCGCGACGCGCGUGAAGCAGAGCUCUUCAGUGCGUUGUCCGAAACGCUCAGCAACCAUCUCAAACUCGUGGACACUGAGAAGAAGGAGAUGGAAGAAGAGGCGCAGCGACUGAUCACCGCGAUUCAACAUAUGGAACAUUCGCUGGUGGACGAGAAAGCCAAUGGACAGUAUCAGCUCGAUCACAAUGCCUUGCGCAUCAGCUACCCGCUCAACCGUUGUUUGGCUUUCUUGCGCGAGGAACACGGCGCGUUGAGUAAAUUGCAUAAUGAGCGCUUCGAGCAGGUCAGAAAGCUGGUGGAGGCCCUCGAAUCCUACGCGUCGCAUCUUGAAGAAACAUUCGUCACCAUCGAACUGCCGCCGACGGCCCCUGGCACCACGAUCUCGCCUAGUUUCGAUCUGUCCCCGUCAUAUGUUACCGCUUUGGACGACGAAUUUACGAGAGUCUACGAAGAAUACCAUCGCCGCCUCGGAUUUGUCAAGACCACGUGCGAGGAAAUCAUCAAGUUGUGGGCCGAGCUUGGCACCCCCCAGGUACAAACGGACACAAACAUUGUCAAGUUCUAUCGGGAGGCACCUGAGCAGCUAGGUCUUCAUGAGUCCGAUCUGAACAACCUGAAAGCAAAGCGCGAAAAGCUGCUGGAAGAGAAGAGAGGUCGGGAGCGUAAGCUGAAGGACCUCAGGACCGCGGUGGAAGCGCUCUGGGUACGAUUCGGGAUUGAUGAGAGCGAUAGAAAGGAGUUUCUGGCCGCAAACCGUGGCUGUGGACUUCGGACGAUCAACGAGUUCGAAGAAGAACUAGGUCGUCUGAACGAACUCAAAAGCCAAAACCUGCAUCUCUUCGUUGAGGAUGCCCGAGUCCGGUUGCAGGAGCUGUGGGAUGCACUAUACUUCUCGGAAGAAGAGAUGAUCGACUUCACUCCAGCUUUCUCCGACGUGUUCAGUGAUGCCCUGCUUGAAGCCCACGAAGGCGAGAUUGCACGACUGGAAACCCUGAAGGCACAGCGCGCGCCAGCUCUGGCGCUCAUUGACAAGCAUCGCGAGCUCUUGGCCGAACGGGAGGCUUUGGCUAUAUCUAGUCAAGACGCCUCCCGUCUCAUGGCGCGUGGGGCGAAGGGUGAAAGGCGCGACCCAGGCAAGUUACUAAGAGAAGAGAAGAUGAGAAAGAGAAUUGCGAAAGAACUGCCCAAGGUUGAGGUGGAUCUCAGGAAAGAGCUGGAGAGAUGGGAAGAAGAAUACGGCCGGCCAUUCCUCAUCCACGGCGAAAGAUACUUGGAGAAGCUCACCCCAGUCGUCACCAGACCUCCCACACGGUCCAAGACUCCCUGCGCUGCCCCCGCUAGUGCCACCAAGCGAAGCACUGGCCAGAUGCAGCCACCAUCGCGCCCGGCCAGUGUCAUGAGGGGGGCCCCACCCCCGCGCUCUGCAAGCAAGACGCCCACCGGCAAUCAUCCUCCAACCAAGUAUAACACCAUCGGUCCGUCGAGAGCGCCUUCUAGAGCGGGCAACAAGUCUCCCUCUAAAAUCCCGGCCCGAGUGCCACUCAGUAAUAUGCCCCAUGCCAACAAUUCCCCCCAACGGCGCGCGGUUCCUGGGGCGUAUUCUUCGAGCACAAUCAAUGGCAAAAUCCCAGCGCCGCGUCCACCUCCACCUCGAAUGCGGGCAUUGACUGGUGGUGAAUCACGAGAGGAGCGGAUGUCUUACCUCUUUGACCCUCCGCGGAGCGCCAGCGCAUUGUCGAAUUCAUUGGUGCGACCCGUGAGCCCUGAAGACGUGUAUGAUGACCGUCACCAGCGCUCUUUUGUCAGCUCGUCUGCGUUCUCUCAUCGAUCUACCGGGUUUUCAAAGUCAUCUCUUUCAUCAGUCUCAUCGUUAUCCUCUUCCAUGCAGGCGUUUCCCAAACCCAAUCCCUAUCUGCAGCGCGCAGCUCCACCUCCGGCUCCGGCACCCAGACAAGUCUCUAAUACGUCAACCGUCAUCUCGGCAAACACCGAGUCGGAAAACUGGGAGACGUUCGAUUCUGGCACUGACUCGGAAGCUGAUGCUAGCGAUAUCUAUUACGCUAAACUUCGGGCGGCUCACGGGAAACGCCUGUUGGCUCCCGAGGAGCCCUCCGUUCUUUCUCUGGGAGGGAAAAAAGCCAAGGGCAUUCGGAGUGUCAGUCCUGACGAGCCCGCCGACAUGCAGCACGGACAGAUGAUGCAUGCAGGGGAAUGUGAUGAUGAGUGGACGGACAACCUGGAGCCCUAUUGAAGCAUCUGAGGGUGCUUUACUUACUCUACUUCCGACUCCCAGUUUUCUGGGCCUAGAGCACGGUGAUCAGCUCUCUCUGAUAACCGCCUGUUC
Aspergillus saccharolyticus JOP 1030-1 is the source of this 2531-nucleotide messenger RNA. Its product is annotated as putative microtubule associated protein (Ase1). The record is from RefSeq and is a predicted model, not a curated record. NCBI's taxonomy places the organism in Eukaryota, Fungi, Ascomycota, Eurotiomycetes, Eurotiales, Aspergillaceae. Gene Ontology annotation, biological process: mitotic spindle midzone assembly; microtubule cytoskeleton organization. Gene Ontology annotation, molecular function: microtubule binding. Gene Ontology annotation, cellular component: cytoplasm; mitotic spindle midzone; spindle. The coding region runs from base 93 to 2438 and encodes 781 amino acids. The transcript is spliced from 4 exons.